Messenger RNA from Fraxinus pennsylvanica, 1425 nucleotides. The record is from the annotation of a GenBank genome assembly. NCBI's taxonomy places the organism in Eukaryota, Viridiplantae, Streptophyta, Magnoliopsida, Lamiales, Oleaceae.
AUGCUUGACAAUGGAAAUUUCGUGCUGUAUGACUCCUCUCGUAGGAUUACAUGGCAGAGUUUUGAUUCCCCGACUGACGCUCUUUUGCCCGGCCAACGUCUCCGGCCUGGAGUGGAACUCGUCUCCAGUGCUUCGAAAACGAACCCUGCCAGAGGUAUUUUCCGUCUCGCGAUGCAAACUGAUGGGAACUUGGUGCAAUACCCUGUGGAAAUUUCCGGACCCAGUUAUGCUUACUAUGCAUCAGACACAUGGGGAACAGGCAAUAAUGUAUCACUGAAUCUUGAUAAUGAUGGCCAUCUUUAUUUGCUCAAUGGAAGCUCCAUUAUAAGAAAUUUAACGACAGGACAAUAUCGAAAAAGAACUAUCUACCUCGCGAGAAUUGAUGUUGAUGGUAUUUUUCGACUAUAUUAUCGCUCCUUGGAUCCUCAAGGAAACUGGACUAAAGAGUGGUCAACCUCGGAAGAUAAAUGUGCCCCUUUGGGUUUAUGUGGGUUGAAUGGUUAUUGUAUUCAGUUGGAUACAGUUGCGGAGUGUGAAUGUCUUCCAGGAUUCGAUCAUGUUAAUCCAAGCAAUUGGACCUCAGGAUGCGAGAGGAAUUUUGUCAUGGAAGGUUGCAAAGCCAAGGACCAAAAUGUCAGUUAUGAAAUCAUACCAUUGGAUAACGUAGUGUGGGAAGACGAUAAUUAUGGUGUUUUAGUAAGCAUGACUAAAGAAGAUUGUACAAAAGCCUGUUUAGAGGACUGCAACUGCGAUGCAGCUUUCUUUCAAGAUGGAAACUGCAGAAAGCAAAGGCUUCCAUUGAGAUACGGAAGAAGAGUGCAGAGUAAUCCAACUGUUUCUCUUAUCAAGGUGAACAAAACAGCACCAUCGACUAGAGGAGUUUCGAGUGGUUCGGGCAAAGAAAUCAAGAAAGAGAUUCGUUUAGAUGUCUUAAUUAUAAGCAUUUUGCUUUUUGCUUUAGCGGCCUUCAUCCUGGCGAUUUCUGGAAUUUAUGUCCACAGAAAUCGUCUCUUAAAGAAAGAUCAGACAAACACCUACACAGGGAUAAGAGGAACUCGGGGUUAUGUAGCUCCGGAGUGGCACAGGAAAUUGCCUGUAACAGUUAAAGCAGAUGUUUACAGCUUUGGAAUUGUGCUAUUAGAGAUCAUAUGUGGUAGAAAAAGUGUCGAUUCAAGCCUCUCUCCGGAUGAAGCUAUUCUUGAAGAAUGGGUUUACAACGCUUUCGAGGUUGGGGAGUUGAGUAAAUUGGUGGGAGAAGAGGAGGUUGACGAGAGAAAAUUGGAGAGGCUGAUUAAAAUUGGUAUUUGGUGCAUCCAAGAUGAGCCAUCUCUCCGUCCGUCGAUGAAGAAAGUUCUACUCAUGUUGGAGGGGACUGUAGACAUCCCAUUACCUCCAAGUCCCACUUCUUUCUUAAGUACCAUGUAG